This is a messenger RNA of Pan troglodytes (chimpanzee), 5205 nucleotides long. RefSeq names its product phospholipase C beta 2 (gene PLCB2). Gene Ontology annotation, molecular function: calcium ion binding; phosphatidylinositol-4,5-bisphosphate phospholipase C activity. Gene Ontology annotation, biological process: G protein-coupled receptor signaling pathway; phosphatidylinositol-mediated signaling; release of sequestered calcium ion into cytosol. Gene Ontology annotation, cellular component: cytoplasm. NCBI's taxonomy places the organism in Eukaryota, Metazoa, Chordata, Mammalia, Primates, Hominidae. The transcript has 29 exons. Bases 672 to 4400 code for a protein of 1242 amino acids. The record is from RefSeq and is a predicted model, not a curated record.
ACACUCCAUUCCAGCUGGGCCCUGUCCCCACCCCACCCCUGCCUCUACGGUGCUCCCAGCCUUUGGGGUCAGAUGCCCAUGCUCUGGACCCUGCCCCUGAGGAGGUCCUUUCUCCUAGUGAGCUCCCUGUGCCUUCCCUCAGUCCAGGCCUGGGCAGCAGUCUCCCCAGCUGGUCUCCAUGUCGUCCUUCUCCAGUCCUCCUGGGCCAAAUCUGACCAGAGACCACCACAGGGACUGAGAGGCCCUGGCUCCAAGGCGACCCGGCCUCAUGACCACGUCUCCGCUGUGAGCAGCGCAGAGAAGGAAGCCCAGAGCAGGAAGUGCUGAGAGGCACAGGGUGGGGGUGGGGGUGGGGGCGGGGGCCUCCAGAAGAGGCGGGGGCUUCCUGCUUCAGCCUCCUUGGGCAGAAGCAGUGACCACAGGCCCCCAUGGCAGGCAGGGCGGGUGGGAGGAGGGUGAUUUACAAGGCAGAUGGGCCUCUGGCUACAGCUCAGUCCUGCACUCAGCCAGGGCCACCCCAGGGGCUAUAAGAGCAACUAGAUUUCUGGAGCAGCUCGGGGAUGGGUGCCGUUUGAGCCCAGCUUGGCUCCCCCUCCUGGCUGGCCUCCUUCCUGCCCUUCUUCUGCCUGCCUGUGUCUGCCGAGAUUCUCCAAAGAGGAACGCUUGGCACCAUGUCUCUGCUCAACCCUGUCCUGCUGCCCCCCAAGGUGAAGGCCUAUCUGAGCCAAGGGGAGCGCUUCAUCAAAUGGGAUGAUGAAACUACAGUUGCCUCUCCAGUUAUCCUCCGUGUGGAUCCUAAGGGCUACUACUUAUACUGGACGUAUCAAAGUAAGGAGAUGGAGUUUCUGGAUAUCACCAGCAUCCGGGAUACUCGCUUUGGGAAGUUUGCCAAGAUGCCCAAGAGCCAGAAGCUCCGGGACGUCUUCAACAUGGACUUUCCUGACAACAGUUUCCUGCUGAAGACACUCACGGUGGUGUCCGGCCCGGACAUGGUGGACCUCACCUUCCACAACUUCGUCUCCUACAAGGAGAACGUGGGCAAGGUCUGGGCUGAGGACGUACUGGCCCUAGUCAAACAUCCGCUGACGGCCAACGCCUCCCGCAGCACCUUCCUGGACAAGAUCCUUGUGAAGCUCAAGAUGCAGCUCAACUCUGAAGGGAAGAUUCCGGUGAAGAACUUUUUCCAGAUGUUUCCUGCUGACCGCAAGCGGGUGGAAGCUGCUCUCAGUGCCUGCCACCUCCCCAAAGGCAAAAAUGAUGCCAUCAAUCCUGAGGACUUCCCAGAACCUGUCUACAAGAGUUUCCUCAUGAGCCUCUGUCCUCGGCCAGAAAUAAAUGAGAUCUUCACUUCUUACCAUGCUAAGGCCAAACCCUACAUGACGAAGGAGCACCUGACCAAAUUCAUCAACCAGAAACAGCGGGACUCCCGGCUUAACUCCCUGCUGUUCCCGCCAGCACGGCCUGACCAGGUGCAGGGCCUCAUCGACAAGUAUGAGCCCAGUGGCAUCAAUGCACAGAGGGGCCAGCUGUCACCUGAAGGCAUGGUCUGGUUUCUCUGUGGGCCAGAGAACAGCGUGCUGGCCCAGGACAAGCUGCUGCUCCACCACGACAUGACGCAGCCACUCAAUCAUUACUUCAUCAACUCGUCCCACAACACCUACCUGACAGCCGGCCAGUUCUCAGGCCUCUCCUCGGCUGAGAUGUACCGCCAGGUGCUGCUCUCUGGCUGCCGUUGCGUGGAGCUAGACUGCUGGAAGGGGAAACCCCCUGACGAGGAGCCCAUUAUCACCCAUGGCUUCACCAUGACCACAGACAUCUUCUUCAAAGAAGCAAUUGAGGCUAUUGCAGAAAGUGCCUUUAAGACCUCCCCCUAUCCCAUCAUCCUGUCUUUUGAGAACCAUGUGGACUCACCCCGCCAGCAGGCUAAGAUGGCUGAGUAUUGCCGGACGAUCUUUGGGGAUAUGCUGCUCACAGAGCCCCUGGAAAAGUUCCCACUAAAACCAGGUGUCCCCCUGCCCAGCCCUGAGGACCUCAGGGGCAAGAUCCUCAUCAAGAACAAGAAGAACCAGUUUUCUGGCCCCACCUCCUCCAGUAAGGAUACUGGUGGGGAGGCUGAGGGCAGCAGCCCACCCAGUGCCCCUGCAGGUGAGGGCACAGUGUGGGCUGGCGAGGAAGGGACUGAGCUGGAGGAGGAGGAGGUGGAAGAGGAAGAGGAGGAGGAGUCAGGAAACCUGGAUGAAGAAGAGAUUAAGAAGAUGCAGUCGGAUGAGGGCACAGCGGGCCUGGAAGUGACGGCUUAUGAGGAGAUGUCCAGCCUAGUCAAUUACAUCCAGCCCACCAAGUUCGUCUCCUUUGAGUUCUCUGCCCAAAAGAACCGAAGUUAUGUCAUCUCGUCCUUCACAGAGCUCAAGGCAUAUGACCUGCUCUCCAAGGCCUCGGUGCAGUUUGUGGACUACAACAAGCGCCAGAUGAGCCGCAUUUACCCCAAGGGAACCCGCAUGGACUCCUCCAACUACAUGCCCCAGAUGUUCUGGAAUGCUGGAUGCCAGAUGGUUGCCCUCAACUUCCAGACGAUGGACUUGCCCAUGCAGCAGAACAUGGCAGUGUUUGAGUUCAACGGGCAGAGCGGCUACCUCCUCAAGCAUGAGUUCAUGCGCCGGCCGGACAAGCAGUUCAACCCCUUCUCAGUGGACCGCAUCGACGUGGUGGUGGCCACCACCCUUUCCAUUACGGUGAUCUCUGGGCAGUUCCUGUCAGAACGCAGCGUGCGCACCUAUGUGGAAGUGGAGCUGUUUGGCCUUCCUGGGGACCCCAAGAGGCGCUAUCGAACUAAGCUGUCACCCAGUACUAACUCCAUCAAUCCUGUCUGGAAGGAGGAGCCCUUUGUCUUUGAGAAGAUCUUGAUGCCUGAGCUGGCCUCCCUCAGAGUGGCUGUGAUGGAGGAAGGCAACAAGUUUCUUGGACACCGCAUCAUCCCCAUCAAUGCCCUAAAUUCUGGGUACCACCACCUGUGCCUGCACAGUGAGAGCAACAUGCCCCUCACCAUGCCUGCGCUCUUCAUAUUCCUGGAGAUGAAGGACUACAUACCUGGUGCUUGGGCAGAUCUCACUGUGGCCCUCGCCAACCCCAUUAAGUUCUUCAGUGCCCAUGACACGAAGUCUGUGAAGCUCAAGGAGGCCAUGGGAGGUCUGCCUGAGGUCUGUGUUGCCUGCACUGCUGCCAGGGGCUCACCAGAGAUCAGCCCUAUUUAUGGGAGAGGCUGGGGAGAGGGCCGAGUCCCAGGCUCGGGGAGAGAGGGCUGUCAAGCCACCUUCCUGACCUGCUCUCCCUACACAGAAGCCCUUCCCACUGGCGAGUCCAGUUGCCAGCCAGGUCAAUGGGGCGUUGGCCCCAACGAGCAAUGGGUCACCAGGUAUGAGCUUCGGUCCGCACACCUACUGGGGGCACCUCCACCUCUGCACCCACAGGCACUUCCCUUUAAAAAAUUUCACCUAGGGAAAGUGCAGGGCAGGGGGCACAUACUGCGACUCCCAGGGGGCGGUGUGGAGGAGGCGAACGGAGCCAAGGGGCCCCCCAGAGCACCUGCCAGCCCAGCCCGUGGCUCUUGCAGCAGCCAGGGCCGGGGCCAGGGAAGAGGCUAUGAAAGAAGCUGCGGAGCCGCGGACCGCCAGCCUGGAGGAGCUCCGGGAGCUAAAGGGCGUGGUGAAGCUGCAGCGGCGGCACGAGAAGGAGCUGCGAGAGUUGGAGCGGCGCGGAGCGCGGCGCUGGGAGGAGCUGCUGCAGCGGGGCGCGGAGCAGCUGGCGGAGCUCGGGCCACCGGGCGUGGGGGGUGUCGGGGCCUGCAAGCUCGGUCCCGGCAAGGGCUCUCGCAAGAAGAGCAAAUCUCCAAAAUGAUGGAGCUGGCCAGAGAGAAACAGGCGGCAGAGCUGAAGGCCCUGAAGGAGACGUCGGAGAACGACACCAAAGAGAUGAAGAAAAAGCUGGAGACAAAGAGACUGGAGCGGAUCCAGGGCAUGACCAAAGUCACCACAGACAAGAUGGCCCAGGAGAGGUUGAAGAGAGAGAUUAACAACUCCCACAUCCAGGAAGUAGUGCAGGUGAUCAAGCAGAUGACGGAGAACUUGGAGAGGCACCAGGAGAAGCUGGAGGAGAAGCAGGCGGCUUGCCUGGAACAGAUACGGGAGAUGGAAAAGCAGUUCCAGAAGGAGGCGCUGGCAGAGUACGAGGCCAGGAUGAAGGGUCUGGAGGCAGAGGUGAAGGAGUCGGUGAGGGCCUGCCUCAGGACCUGCUUUCCCUCUGAGGCCAAGGACAAGCCUGAGAGGGCCUGCGAGUGCCCCCCAGAGCUGUGUGAGCAGGACCCACUCAUAGCAAAGGCAGAUGCCCAGGAGAGCCGCCUCUGAUGCCCCCAUCCCACUGGGACAUUUAGCAAGGAGGUUCAGCCCCUUCUCUGGGAUGUGGUUCUAUUCCCCCAGGAAAAAGGAGCCCCAGCCUUCUGAGGCUGUGGGAACCUGUGGCUGCCUUGGACGCUGCAGCCCCCUCCUCAACGGCCAGGCCAGAGUCUGAGACAGGACCCAGGCACCCUCACGGCAGGGCCUCUCUGGGGCCUAGAAGUCUUCUCAAGCUGACUUCCUACCUCCCCCCCAUCUCUAGAUAAGUGUCAUAUAUUUGUUGAGGGCAAAAGACUAUGGACUGGAAGGCAGAAAGUGGGAUCCUGGCCCCAUUCUGCCUUUCCUAUUGAGCAACCAGCUCUGGGCUCAGUUUCCUCACCUGGAGGGUUGGACCCACUCACCUCCACUCUAGCCCCGAACCCUCCUGCCCCAGGCUUCCAGGCCCCAUCAGGCCUGCCCUGAGUUGGCCUUGUCCACUCCUUGAGGCAGAGCCUGGCACUACCUCACAGCUCCCUGGGGACGGCCACUCCCUGGCUGAGGGCCCUCCCCUCCCCUCUGCCUGUCCGGAACGGGAGGCUGAAAUGGAAAAGCUGCCUUGGCCCUGCUUGGCUGAGUCACAAUGGGCAGUGGCCUCUUGGGUGCUGUUCCACCCUGAACCUGGCUCACCCCUCUUCCUAGGCCUGGGGGCAGGCAGUUCCUAGCAUGUACCCCUCUCAGGCUGCCUGCCUGACAAGGUCAGCAUCAUUUGCUCUCCUGAAUUUAUGAGGUUUAUUUAUUUUUCUCUUUCCUACUCCUAUUAAAGAACCUCGUCCCAGUG